AUGUUUGACUGGGAUCUUUCUCUCCUCCCAUCCAGUGUUGCCAGCGGGUACCUCUAUGUCACCAUCGUGUACAAUAUCUCGGUUAGCCUCGCCCUCUACGCUCUCUUCCUGUUCUACUUUGCCACGCGGGAACUCCUCAGUCCCUACAGUCCAGUGCUCAAAUUCUUCAUGGUGAAGUCUGUCAUCUUCCUGUCCUUCUGGCAAGGGAUGCUGCUGGCCAUUCUGGAGAAGUGUGGAGCUAUUCCCAAAAUCGACUCGCCAGAGUUCUAUGUGGGUGAAGGGACCGUCGCUGCGGGAUACCAGAACUUCAUCAUUUGCAUUGAGAUGUUCUUUGCAGCCAUUGCACUGCGCUAUGCUUUCACAUACAAAGUUUAUGCAGACAAGCGAAUUGACUCGCAAG
Molecule: messenger RNA, 400 nt
Organism: Rhincodon typus (whale shark)
Lineage: Eukaryota; Metazoa; Chordata; Chondrichthyes; Orectolobiformes; Rhincodontidae
Product: transmembrane protein 184B-like
Exons: 2
Biological process (GO): transport
Molecular function (GO): transporter activity
Source: RefSeq, a predicted model, not a curated record